AUGGCCGCCACCCGGCAAUCGUCGGCCGGCGCGGGCCAGACACGCCUGCUGAAGUUCCCGUGGGCGUUCAAUCAGGUGCUGUCGGCCGUCCCGGACGAGCCCGAGCUGGCCCACCGCUUCGUGGCGGGGCACGUACAGAUGUCCAACCCCGCGGGCCCGUAG
Messenger RNA from Prorocentrum cordatum, 162 nucleotides. The record is from the annotation of a GenBank genome assembly. Lineage: Eukaryota; Dinophyceae; Prorocentrales; Prorocentraceae.